Molecule: messenger RNA, 2681 nt
Organism: Armigeres subalbatus
Lineage: Eukaryota; Metazoa; Arthropoda; Insecta; Diptera; Culicidae
Source: RefSeq, a predicted model, not a curated record
UUCUGCAAAACUAACGUAAUUUGAUCGCUUUUUGGCUUGCAAUAAAAUACUAAUGGUCAAGUUUUUAAUGUUUUAACACGCAAAAAAAUUGCACUUGAUUGAAAUAACUAUUUCUAUAGUCGAUGUAACCAUCUUAUCUAUCGUUGAUUCAAUCCUAAUUUUUGUUUAAUUCUAACCGUUCUCAUGCUAGAAUGAAACAUAUUUAUUAUUGAAAUCACAGUAGAUAUUCGCCAACUGCCAUAUCAUCAAAUCAACAAUAUGCUUAGUUGUUUUUAGCUCAGUGUAUUGUUAGGUCAACCAGAAGUUUGAAAUAACUCAUAACUCAUAUUUUUUCCAUCAUGGCGGCUGAAGAAGAAAAUUUUGCCGAAGAGUAUUUGGAGCUUGUAAUUGAUAUAGAGUUGGAGAGGCUAUUAAAGUCGUUUGAAUUGAGCACCCCGGCUGUGGAAGAAUUUAUCACAAAUGGCUAUGAUAUUUCAGCACUCAAAGUGAUAGAGCGUGAAGAAGUGGAAGCUGUACUAGCUCCACCUUUGCUAGCGGACAGAACUCGAUGUAUCAACGGAUUGAACAAGUGGCGUAUUUCUAUGGGUUUACGACCGGUGACGACUCCAUUGAAAAGCAGUAAUUCACCGGAGCCAGGUUGUUCCUAUCCACCAAAAACCGCAAUCGGGAACAUACCACGAAACCAAUGGACUUCGCAGGCUUUAAUUAAUAGGUCAAAGAAAGGCAGAUUGAUUUUAGAAGCAUUCCAAACAUCCAAAGUCCUCUCUAGAAAGGAUCGCAUCUUUAUCACCCAUCUAAUUGUAGAUGAGUUUGUGGAUGAAUUCGGAAAACUAACGCGCGAGGAACUAUCUCUUCGUUCCGCAGAGCUGAAGUGCAUUUUUCCGACAGUUGAAGAGCUGCAAUCCAGCAUUUCGCGCGCGGUAAUGACUGCCGUUUUUGACAUUUUUUUGGCAGCCAAGUGUCAAAAAACGGCAGCCGUAACCGUGCGCGAAAUGCUGGAUACGCAAAGCAAAGACAUUUCUAAUCUCAGUUAUCUUUCAUACCUUCGUGAACCUUCAUCCUAUCGUGAUGGAAGCGGUAAGAAGGUCAAGUUGGGACGUGUUGCUAAGGGCUGCUUAUUCGACCGUAAUUACAACUAUCGCCGUGUACCAGCGGUUCCCGCGCCGUUAUCGGAAUACGGUGAGCAAUCUUCGAGAGCAGUGCAAUCAUUAACCGACGCUAUUACGGCAGAAUCAGUGGCAGAGUAUCAAGAAACGAAAGUUUGGUUUCAACACCAUCAGGAUGAGUGGGACGAUAUCAAAAAGCGAUGGAAAGCAACUAGUGCAGUACGUUUGCACGAAAUUGGCAAGCUUGAGCAAAUCACCUACCAACAUCUUCUUGACGAAUACCCGAUACUCAAGAAUACUGGUGGAUAUCAGCUGGUUAAAUUGGAUUUCACCUUUAAGCAUCCAACGAAGAGUGACUUAUUGUUCAACAAAUUUUCGGGUUUUCGUGAUCGUGCUAAAAAUUUAUUCCGCAACGAAAUACCGGUGCAAGGAAGAUCACUUUUUGCCUUGCUAGACAGGGAGCUGUCGGAUGAUUCGAGAGAUUGUAUCACUAUCUUGCUAGUGUUUUACAUAUGGCCCAGUACCGUCACGCGCCUUCCGAAUGGAAAUAAAUGGAAGCCAUCCCUACAGGAGUGUAGAGAAAGCAGCAUCCUUCAUUUGAAAAGCUUGGCUGAUUACGAAACGGAACUUUCGAGACUCGGUCGCCUAAAUUUCGAGGGAUUACCUGAUCACCCUGUAAUCGUCGUAGUAGGUGCCACAAUUGACCACAUCAAUCAGUUCUUCGUAAGCUACAAGGACAUAGCUUAUAGAGCGGAAACAUUCCUGAAAGCACUGGACGUCGUGUUCAAAAUAUACACUGCAUACGCCUUACGUUUCCCCAUCGAAACAUCUGGUCCAUGGAAUUUCAUCGCAUACACUUUGUUCGACUUUGAGCCCCCCGAGGAUACAAACAAAGCAAGAGUGUUGACACUGGCCGCAACCCUUCGUAUCCAACUGCCAGCACAAUGAUUUCGUGCUUCAUUACCGGGUGCCAAUGGAAGACCACAUGUGCAAUGCUUCUCGGUACACAUCUUCGUAGAAUUCAUGAGCCUAUUGACGUUUACAGUUGCAAUGUUCCGAACUGUGAAAGGCGAUUUAGUGUACGAGCUUCUUUUAUUUGCCACAUCAAAAAACAUAUUCGAAAUGAAAAAAUCGAAAAUAUCUCUGUAGAGGCCAUGGGCUCAGCAAUCUGCGAUGAAAAAUCGCUACAGGACCGAAUAAUAUUAUCAGAUAUAGAUGUACAUAGAGAACAGCCCAUUAGUAUAAAAUCCAAUCAGGUUUUGGAAGAGAAAAUGAAAGAAGUAGAAGAGUUAAUUAGCGUAGAGAAAAUUCAGCAAGAAAUGAGUCGUCUAAACAUUAUUGGUUUGAACUUGAAGUGGUUGAAUAAGGAUACGGUACCCAGGAAAUUAGUAUUUGAAUUCCAAGAUGACGUACGGGCGAACGUAGCUAGUCCGUUAUUUGAAAUAUUAGAUAUAAUGACUAACACUGGCAUGAUCCCAACUACUACUAGUGCAAUGCUGAAAUCUGUCGUUUCAGUACUCAACUUCUCUCAAACGGAAUAUAAAUUUGUACGUCAGUUAAAACAAUUAGGGUUAU